Molecule: messenger RNA, 405 nt
Organism: Ochotona princeps (American pika)
Lineage: Eukaryota; Metazoa; Chordata; Mammalia; Lagomorpha; Ochotonidae
Product: histone H2B type F-M
Exons: 1
Coding region: 1-405 (134 amino acids)
Biological process (GO): nucleosome assembly
Cellular component (GO): nucleosome
Molecular function (GO): structural constituent of chromatin; protein heterodimerization activity; DNA binding
Source: RefSeq, a predicted model, not a curated record
AUGGCUGAGCCCCAUGGUGACUCGACUUCUGAGGAGACCCAGGAGCCAGCCUCGAACCCUCCAAGGGAGGAGACACCUAGACGCCGCCACCACCGCCGCCGCCACCACCACCGCCACCAGGGCCAUGAACACAGCUUCGCUGGCUGCUUCCCCAGGCUUCUCCUGAGGCGCCAUGAGGACCUCACCCUGUCUAGGGCGGCCAGGAGCCUCCUGGACAGUUACGUGAGGGAACUCUUGGAGCGCAUCGCCCAGGAGGCCUCCUGCUUGCUCCGGGAUAGGAACCGCUCCGUCCUCACCCACGUCGAGAUCCAGGACGCCAUCCAGCGCCUGCUGUCUGGCGAGCUUCGCCUGGUCUCUGUCUUCCAGGGCUCCAAUGCCCUCCUGAAUUACCACAGACACAAGUGA